This is a messenger RNA of Aspergillus heteromorphus CBS 117.55, 1501 nucleotides long. RefSeq names its product Pre-mRNA-splicing factor ECM2 (gene slt11). The record is from RefSeq and is a predicted model, not a curated record. Bases 62 to 1219 code for a protein of 385 amino acids. NCBI's taxonomy places the organism in Eukaryota, Fungi, Ascomycota, Eurotiomycetes, Eurotiales, Aspergillaceae. Gene Ontology annotation, molecular function: U6 snRNA binding; pre-mRNA binding. The transcript has 2 exons. Gene Ontology annotation, cellular component: Prp19 complex; U2-type catalytic step 1 spliceosome; U2-type catalytic step 2 spliceosome.
CAUCUCUCAUCUUCACCUCCGCUGCUUCGCAUCACCUGCCGCAGCAGCACCCAGACCCAACAUGCCUCCACCACAGAUCAAGCAGGACCUGAACCGGUCGGGCUGGGAGACCACCGACUUCCCCUCCGUAUGCGAGAACUGCCUCCCCGACAACCCGUACGUGCAGAUGCUCAAGGAGGACCACGGCGCGGAAUGCAAGAUUUGCACUCGUCCGUUCACCAUAUUCCGCUGGAAAGCCGACCGCACGGCGCGCCAAAAGCGCACGGCGAUCUGCCUGACCUGCGCGCGGCUGAAGAACUGCUGCCAGUGCUGCAUGCUGGAUCUGUCGUUCGGGCUGCCGAUCGUCGUCCGUGACGCCGCGCUGAAGAUGGUCGCCCCGGGCCCCGAAAGCACCAUCAACCGCGAAUACUACGCCCAGGGCCACGAGAAGGAGAUCGAGGAAGGCCGCGGCGCGGUCGAGGAAUACGAGAAGACCGACGAGAAGGCCCGCGAGCUGCUGCGGAGACUCGCCAACAGCGAGCCGUACUACCGGCGGCCGCGCCAGAUCGAGGCGUCGUCUCGAGAGGAAGGAGCGGAGCCGUCCGGGUCCAGCGACGCGCCCGUUGUACACAGCCGGUAUGGAAAUGGGCCGGGCCCGAUCCGCACAAGCGAAAGCCGCAGGGGAACGGCGCUGCCUGGCAGAGGGAGAGGAGGUGGCAUGCGUGGUGGCCGGGGCGGUCGUCCGUUCCCCAGCGCCGCGCAGGUGCCCCCGUCGGCGGAGGAUAUCCUCCCUCCUGCGGAUCCCAACGUCACGUCACUCUUUGUCACGGGUGUCGAGGACGACCUGCCUGAACACACGCUCCGGACCUUCUUCACACAGUUCGGCCAGUUGCGGUCGCUGAUCUGCUCGCACCGCGCCCACUCCGCCUUCAUUAACUACGCCACCCGCGAAGGUGCGGAAGCCGCUGCACAGCACUGCCAGGGCCGGGCCGUCAUCCAGGGCUGCCCUCUGCGUGUCCGGUGGGGGAAGCCCAAGUCGCUGGACAACCUGGACCGCGACGAGCGGGUGAGGAAUGCGCGGGAAGGGCGACAGGCCGCGGGCCCGCGUCACAGCGACUCCGGGAAGCGAGCCAUCGUGGCCCCCGACCAGAGCGGCAAGGAGCAAAGACCACGCAACUACGCCGUGGCGCCGCCCCCGGGAUCCGGCGAGAUCCAGUACUCCAGCUUGACCGGAGACUAGAUCGGAUCGGUCGCUUGUCGAGGUGACGGUGUAUUUUGCUUGCUUGCUUGCUUGCUUGCUUGGUGUGUUGCACGGGAUUCGGAAACCAGGACAGGAGGCCUUCACUUCAUGAUGUUCGCGAGCGGGCGUUGAUGUACUGUAUAUUUAUUGUUUUGUCUACAUUGUUGUUUUGAUCUGAUCAAACGAUAAAAAAUACCCCCACCCCACACCCUAAAGAAAGACGCCGGAAGGAGAGAGAAAAGUUCGGGUAUACUAUAAUACAAUCCAGUCUGCAGUUGUGCU